Ficedula albicollis (Collared flycatcher) is the source of this 2643-nucleotide messenger RNA. RefSeq names its product transmembrane protease, serine 7 (gene TMPRSS7). Gene Ontology annotation, cellular component: plasma membrane. Gene Ontology annotation, molecular function: protein binding; serine-type endopeptidase activity. The record is from RefSeq and is a predicted model, not a curated record. Lineage: Eukaryota; Metazoa; Chordata; Aves; Passeriformes; Muscicapidae. Gene Ontology annotation, biological process: proteolysis.
AUGAAGUUACAAUUGGAAACUCAUCAAAGUAAAUUGAUGCCUCUUUUGGUCCUGGACAUUGCAAUUAGCUGUCUUCAGCUUCACAAGCAGAAGGGGUGCCUGAGAAAAGGUGCCAGGCUCUUUCUCGCCUGGACAAUUCAUAAAAUUAAUUCUGCUGAAAUGGAUGAAAAAAAUGAUCCCCCAACAACUAAACCUGAAGAUGAAGUAAGUGCAGCCAGCAUUUCAGUCCAAAUGGUAUCUGCAGAAGACAAGUUGGCAAAGAGGAUUCUGGCAAGGAAAAAGCAUGACAAAUUGAAGAAAAAAGAUAAGUUGCUAUGGAAUUUUCAAAACAAAAUAAUUCUCUUUACCCUCAUUCUAUUCAUUUUAGGAGUUGUAACCUGGACAUUACUGUGGCUCUUCAUUGUUCAGGCAGAAAACAAAGAUGCACUGUAUUUUGUUGGACUGUUUCGUGUUGCCAACAUAGAAUUUCUUCCAGAAUAUAGGCAAAAAGAGUCAAAGGAAUUCCUCUCUAUGGCACAGACUGUGCAGCAUGUGAUGAACUUGGUCUACACAACUUCUUCUUUCUCCAAAUUUUAUAAGCAGUCCACUGUCUCAGAAGUCAGUAACAACAACAAUGGAGGCCUUCUUAUUCAUUUCUGGAUCGUCUUUGUGGUACCACAGGCGAAGGGGCAGGUGCUGUGUGAGGAUUGUGUGGCUGCCAUUUUAAAGGAUUCCAUCCAGACAAGUGUCAUUAACCGCACUUCGGUGGGAAGUCUUCAGGGCCUUGCAGUUGACAUGGAUUCCAUCGUCCUAAGUGCAGGUCUUCGGUCAGAUUAUUGGUCAACAACAGGAGCAGGAACAAAUUGCAUGUAUGAUCUCUAUGCUGACCGACUACACGAGCACUUUCCUCUGGAUACCCGAGCCACCUCAGAGGGAACAAUCUGCUAUUUUAAGCUUAUUGCAGCUGUGGGCCACCUUAUCCGCCUUUCAAUAGUGUCCCUUCAGAUUGGAGCAGAUAACUGCAUCACUGACUCCCUCACCAUUUAUGACUCUCUGAUGCCAAUCAAAGAUAAGGUACUCUACCGAGCCUGUGAACCAGCUGAUUCAUUGGUGUCACUUGUGUCAACAAAUAAUCUCAUGCUAGUAAUAUUUAAGGCAGCACAAGUAAAGGAGCAAAAGGAAUUCCAUGGCUAUUUUGAGGUCAUUACACAAGAAAGGUGUGGAAAAGCAAUAGAGACCAAAGAGGAAACUGGCUAUGAAGGGAGAAUCACAAGUCCAUAUUACCCAAGCUAUUAUCCUCCAAAAUGCCUGUGUGCAUGGAACUUCCAGACUCCACAGAAGAGCCUUGGUGUAGCUCUGAAGUUUCAUAACUAUACCAUUAGUGAGAAGAAUAUUAAAGGCUGUGAGCGAGGGUGGUGGAAAAUUAAUGAACGCAUGUACUGUGGUUACUAUGUGGAUCACCAAACAGUCUUCCACAUUACGAGUUCUGCUGUCAGCGUGGAGCUGCAGUGCAGCUCAAAGGUCUCUGAGAAGCCCCUGCUGGUGGAGUAUGGCAGCUAUAACAUCGGCCAGCCAUGUCCACCUGGGCAUUUCAAGUGUUCUACUGGCUUAUGCAUCCAGCAGAUGCAGCGCUGCGAUGGUGUAAACAACUGCUUCGAUGAAAGCGAUGAACUCUCUUGUGUUGUCCCUGAGUGGAACUGUAACUCCAGCUUCGCAAUCCAGGACAACUUGCUUGCCUGCAACGGAGUGAGUGACUGUGAGGAUGGAAAAGAUGAGCAGAACUGCACCCACAGUAUUCCCUGCACCAACCACACAUUCAAGUGCAGGAAUAACAUUUGCAUUAGGAAGCAAUAUGCAAGGUGUGAUGGGACUGUGGACUGUGUUGAUGGAAGUGAUGAAAGCAGCUGCAGUUGUGGCAGUAGCAAGACCAGCAAUCUGAUCUCUCGGAUUGUAGGUGGCUCAAACACCGAGGAAGGUGAAUGGCCCUGGCAGGUCAGCCUUCAUUUUGUGGGAGCUGCUUACUGUGGAGCAUCAGUGAUAUCGAAAGAAUGGCUUGUGUCUGCAGCCCACUGCUUUCAAGGGAGCAAACUGUCUGACCCCAGAGCAUGGCGUGCCCACCUGGGCAUGCAAAUGCAAGGCCGUGCCAAGUUUGUGUCGGGGGUGAGGCGGAUCAUAGUGCACGAGUACUACAACAGCAGGAACUACGACUACGACAUUGCACUGCUGCAGCUGAGCACGCCGUGGCCAGACACCAUGAGCCACCUCAUCCAGCCCAUCUGCCUGCCCCCCUCUUCCCACAAAGCCCGCCGCGGGGACAAGUGCUGGAUAACAGGUUGGGGCCAAAAGCAGGAAGCAGAUGAUGAAGGUUCAGCAGUUCUUCAGAAAGCAGAGGUAGAAAUCAUUGACCAGACAUUAUGCCAUUCCACAUACGGGAUUAUCACAGCUAGGAUGUUUUGUGCUGGGCUAUCAUCUGGGAAAAGAGAUGGGUGUAAAGGUGAUUCUGGUGGACCACUGUCAUGUCAAAGCAUUGGAGAUGGAAAAUGGUUUUUGACUGGCAUUGUGAGCUGGGGUUAUGGAUGUGGAAGACCAAAUUUCCCAGGUGUCUACACAAGAGUGUCAAAUUUUGCACCAUGGAUACACAAAUAUGUGCCUUCAGUCUUGUAA